CUCAUAUAUCUGAAGAGUUGCGGUCUGGCUUUGUGGUUUGGUGUGGUCGUUAGGGGUUGGCGCAAGUGAGGCUAUGUGAAGCUGCUGCAGCUCGAGGCCCGGUACGACCUGGCAAGGUAAGGUCGUGAGGCUCGGGACCUGAAAGGCCAGGGGGAGUUGAUUGGCGCUUAAGUGAGGGGCAAUCCGUACUCAGCCUCGUCCAACGAUCCUGCCUAGCAUUGCACGGGACAACGCGUCUUCGCAACGUCUGUCUGCAGCAUCUCAAUAGAGUGUCAACUAUGCCAGUGGUGUCGCUAUCAUCAGCCAGCAUCGACCAUCAUCUUCCCUGCAUACUCCGGAAACCUGAUGGCUCCAUAAUUCAGCCUCGCAAAGAAUUUAUUGCCUUUGCACAACACCAGCUGGACGUUUCGCGCCUUGAUCGCAUAGCUGCGCAUCUCUGGAUGGUCGGCAGGGUUGGCAAUGUGCAUCCUUUGCAUCGUCAGCACGUGCUGGGUCGUGAAGUGAACCUGACCGAGCAAGCAGAUCUUCAUCUGUUGUGGAUCGAGAAGACCAUUUUCAUCAAACCGCUCCCUGCCUGGCUUCUGGACGGAGACAUCUGGAAGCAGCACAUUCGCGCGUCUCCUCGGCUCCAAGCACGCGCGAAUGGCUUCAUGAGGACGUAUGCAUACCUUGUCGCGUAUGAAUGCGAUUUCGAGAUCGCCAGAAGGUUAAAUCUCAUUCCAGCAGGGCUCACAUGGUCGUCAUGGCUUGAGUUGGUUCAAGAUAGACUCCUUCCCCUGUGCUUGGACCGGAACCCCUCGAACUUCGCCCCCAGAUACACCUACGGCGAGCUUCGCCUCAGCCGUAUCAAUAUUUUGUAUCGUCUCCUGCCGGAACUCAAGCUGAAGUACUUCUUUCGUGGAUAUCAUUAUGGUAGCCGGACGUACCAGGGAUUCCUUGAACGCAACUUUGCUUGGCUGGUUGCAGGCUUUGCAUACCUUGCACUUGUUCUGACGGCCAUGCAGGUGGGCCUUGCAACGAGACAGCUGGAAAACAACGCGGCAUUCAAUGCAGCCAGCUAUGGAUUCACCGUUUUCUCGAUCCUUGUGCCGCUGUUUGCUGUAGGAGUGCUGGCCGCAGUAUCACUCCUCUUGACGGUUUACCACGUAAGGGCGACUUUGAGCCACUUCCAUAAAACCACGGUCGGAGUCAAACCUUAAGCAUGCUGCCUUCGCACCAGCGAGGUCACCACUCACCCCAGUUAUGACAUCGAGGUUGUAUGGUACAGAAGGUUGGAUUAUAUGUGUAUCGAUCCUGGCUCAAGAGGGAGCAAGAUCUGGCCGUCACUGUCAGACGCGAAGAGAUGCUCUUGGACGAAGGAGGAGACCUGCGGUGCACCGUGCACAGGAAGGUUGUGGGGAGUGACACGAGAUGACUGCAGUCGGUGUGGACAAAUCAAUAUCCAGGUGGGCGCCAUCGCACCAAGUACGUUGAUAGACAUCAGAGUCUUGCUUCAUACCUUCGUUGCAGAUGAAAGGAUUUGUGCAGCUUAACGCCAAUCGAGGAAAGAGGGAUGUAUCGGCAAAGUUCAUCAGAAGU
Molecule: messenger RNA, 1578 nt
Organism: Exophiala viscosa
Lineage: Eukaryota; Fungi; Ascomycota; Eurotiomycetes; Chaetothyriales; Herpotrichiellaceae
Exons: 2
Coding region: 279-1199 (306 amino acids)
Source: RefSeq, a predicted model, not a curated record